UGGUAGGGAGCGUCCCAACCCGUCUCCUCAGAGGUGGCCUUCAGGCCUUCAGCCAAUCUUUGAGAAAAUCAUGGAGAUGUCAGGACCUUCCUCCCAGACUCCAGAUCAUAGUCGAGUCCCUGGAGAGACAGAAGAUCUAGACAAUGAAGAGAUGGAUUUCCACAAGCCAGACAGGGAAGCUGGACUAUUUUCUCACGAACAACCUAAGAGAGACAAGUCUUCUACCUCCUCUUCCUCCUCCUCUUCCUCCUCGUCAUCCUCCUCUUCCUCAGGUGCUGAGCAUGAGGAGCCUGACCUUUUGAAGGAUGAGCUUCAGCUCUAUGGAGUAGGUGCCCCUGGAGAGUUGGUGCCCUCUGGAGAAUCGGGACUCCGAAGACGAGGCUCUGACCCAGCAAGUGGAGAAGUGGAGGCCUCUGAGUUAAGAAGACUGAAUAUAAAGAAAGAUGAUGAGUUUUUCCAUUUUGUCCUGCUCUGCUUUGCCAUUGGGACCUUGCUGGUGUGUUAUCACUAUUAUGCAGACUGGUUCAUGUCCCUUGGGGUCGGCCUACUUACCUUCGCCUCCUUGGAGACUGUCGGCAUCUAUUUUGGGCUGGUUUACCGGAUCCACAGUGUUCUGCACGGCUUCAUCCCGCUCUUUCAGAAGCUUAGGCUGAUGGGAUUCAGGAAGACCGACUGAGGCCAGUGCUGGGCCAGCAGCCACGCUGGGCCCCAGUAUGACCAUACUGCAUCUCCUGAGUGCACAAGGGCAGAGCGCGGUCCUGGGAGACACGGGCGGGCCAGUCUAGAGCAAUAAAGAGAGCGCUUUUCCUUCCAUGUAGUCUGAACGUUGACACCAGCCUGGACCCAGGCAUCAUUUGGGCAGUACUGGCAUUCAAUCCAGCUGCCAGGUUGGAAGGCAGAGGAAAGGUACCACAUCUAUGCCCUUCGUGGUUCCUGGAUCAGCAGAAGGAUUCUAGGAUGUUACUAUUCUCAGAAGACAGUAGGAGACCCCUGGGCCCUACAAGCUAUAAUCCGUGUGAGCCCCUGAUUCCUCUCAAAUUGCCAGGCCAUCCAGGUGGCCUCUAAGCCUUACAGAGUCAUCCAAGGAAAGAGAACCUACUGCCCUGAGGCAGGGAGCCAUCAUGCCAUGCCCCUAGGGUAAGCCUGAUACAGGAAGCUGCUGGGGACUAAAGCCACAGCUUCAAGGCAUCUUCUCUAGCCCCAUUGCCUAGUGCCGGCCCUGCUGCUUUGGAUUCCAACAAGAUUCAAAUAAACGUUUUCUUCCCUGGACUAAAAAAA
Molecule: messenger RNA, 1278 nt
Organism: Neogale vison (American mink)
Lineage: Eukaryota; Metazoa; Chordata; Mammalia; Carnivora; Mustelidae
Gene: TMEM40
Product: transmembrane protein 40
Exons: 11
Coding region: 71-676 (201 amino acids)
Source: RefSeq, a predicted model, not a curated record